AUGCCGAAAUCAUCCUUGGCAAGCACAGGCAAGAAGCGGCUGUCCCUCUCGGACGUUGUUGAUGAUGUUCGUGAAAUGAAGGUUGUGUUUGCCCAGCGUCCCGGCUUGUCAGGUGCCCAGCGUCAUGCGCCAUCUUCACCUACUCCGCCGCCACCGCCGCCACCACCACCACCUCCGGCUGCCGGACCCGUAGCACCACACUCCUCUUCGUCUCGCGUCAGUGCGUCUACCACUUCGCAAGGUGAUGUAUGUAAGACUGCUACAACUGCUGCAGCUGCUGCUAUGGCGUCGCAGGAUGUGGAGGAUGACAUUUUUUUCACCAUUGCGCCACCAACGAGGGAUGUGGAGAGUGGAGAGACUACGUGGGAAAAGAGUGCUAGUCUCUCGCUGGAUGAGGAGAUUGAAAAGGCACGGGCGUCGCGCCCGUUGGUGCGCUCUCCCGAUGCCUUGAACGACGAGAACGCAAGGCUUAAAUUGAACGUGAAAGGGGAUUAUGAUGAAGGCGCCUCUGAGGGUCCCGUCGACAAGGAGAGCCUGAAAUCUCUUCCACAAGAGGAAGCUGCAACCAUUGACCUCCAUGAGAUCCCUGAUGUCAUUAGCGAGCGUGCGCAUGUUCCAGAGCGUUCGGAGGCAACACAAAUGCCUGACCAACGGCGAGACUCGCAGCAGUUGGGUUCCCAGGAAAGGGACGUAGAGGUGAAGGAAAGACCACCAUUGAAGGACAGCCGCACGGAGGAAGUAGUUGUUGAACAGCCUCCGUCGACUCCAUGGACAAACACAAUAGCGAGUGAUGGUGAAAGGGGGACAUGUCUGAAGGUGUCCUUUGACGACGAAUCGUCGCUGGGCGCGACGAUCCUCCUGCAAGAGUCACCCGCGCACGUCAUGGCGGCCGUAAACGCUUUACACGAAGCCAUCACAGAAAUCGAGGAUCGUCACGGCUCUACUGCGUCUGUCACAUAUGUAAUGAUCACUGCUCUUCCCACGCUGAGCUUUUUCGAACCGAAGAAGGGACCAUUGGAGCUUUCGUGUGCUGAGCGAGUGGAUUUACUGCGGGCGAAGGAGCGUCUCUUCCAGCGUCUGGUGGAAUCCGCGCAGCGUCUGCGCUUUGUGGCGGUGGUACACUGUGGCAUCGUUUGUGACUUUGGUGCCGAGCUGUUCCUUGCAUGCCACCACCGCGUGCUUCUGGAUCCGGCGCGCACCACGUUUGGUUUUAAAUCUAUACGCGUUGGUGACUUCCCCGCGGCUUGUGUGGUACGGCGACUCCGUUAUUGCCUCGGCUCACAGCGUACCAUUGAGUUGGCGCCGCGGAUGCACGAGUACAGUGCGGAAAGUCUGGUGGACGCUGGGCUUGCAGAGUGUGCCCGCAGCGUGCAGGAAGUGGUGGCGAUGUUGCCUGGCUUGGGAGAACGUAGUGUGGAUACACCGGCAUCGUCGUUUCUCCUGUGGCUCGAGCGCACACUCCUUCUACUGCUUCCACGGCCCACGCAGCGGGAACUGGUUCUACGCAAGCUGUUUUUCACCUACAGCUUCGACAAGUCGAUGGUGGUGUCGGGACAAAAUCCGCUGCUGCACGCGUGGGUGCGGUACAGCAUGGCUGCCAUUACGCAGGGAAAUGGCACCUCUGAGACAAUCGACGACAAGGCGUCUCGGCGACAAAAGUCUGAUUGCUGUGCGAGCAUAUUUAGCGAUAUGGCGUAUUCCUCCCCAUCCACCAACGCGGCAAGUGUACACGCAAUGACGUGCGCUAUGCAACGCCGUGUGCUUCCAGCACUGCCGGGUCCAAAUUUCGUUACCUUCCGCGGCGAAGAGAUAAAUCUUUGGCCGCAAAAGAUAAAGGCGCUUUCCUCUACAGAGGGUGAUAGGGCAACCGUGCUGUUGGACUGCUCGCAGCGGUGCAUAGGAGCAACGGUGCAGUUGGUCAAUGACCACCGUGAAGCGCUGAAGGACACACGUGUGGUGCUUAUUGGCGAGGAGCACGUCGCCCGACAGCUUGUUGUCACACUGCCGUGCAGUGCGGUGGUGUCGUGCGCCUCGCCGUACCGUGCCUCCGCCCUCGAAGGGCUGCAGGAAGUCCGUCUCUUUGCACGGGAUAGCUGGCCGGCAAACUUGCGCCAUAACACGCUCGUUGCAGCGCUUACCUACUUGCAGGCGCAACGUCGCCCGUAUGUGGUGUGUCGCGGCUCCUGUGGCAAGCGGCUGCUCGCUGCCGUUGCGACGGAAGCAUGCCGAAUGGCGCUUCAAUGCGACGUCACGUGUGUUGAGCGCGCUGCUACCGACAUGCUAGGCCUCCUUGUUGGUCCCUUCCGCCUGAUCGACCACUUCGGCGCAGCGGCAGUGCUGCAGAUGAUGGACGACACGGCGGGCGUGGGAGACGGUGGCAACCCGCUGCAGGUCGACUGCCUACCCGCCGUGGGCCGCCACGCGCUGCAGUGUAUGAGCGCCGACGGCCUUCUGGGGGUCCACGCGCGUCGCGGCGGCUUCUACACCUACCGUGACGAUGGCACCGCUGUGGGUUUCAAUGCGGAGGUGCAGCGCCGCUACCUGCGGCGCCGCCUCACCGAUGCGGAGGUGGCGGACCGGCUGUUGGCAGUGAUUAUCAACGAGUGCUGCGCGCUGCUUCUUUCCGGCUGUGUGCAGUGCGCGGCGGACGCAAACGCGCUGAGUGUUGCCACAAUCGGCUUCCGCGAGACGACAGGUGGGGCGCUGGCGCUGGCGGAUGCCCGUGGCAUUGCCAUGCUGGUUCAAAAGAUGGAGGAUCUGUCAGAGUGGCACGGGCCACAUCUGCGUCCGUCGCUGCUGUUAAAAUGCAUGGCACACUCCAGUGUGUCGUUCGCCUCUCUUUCGGAGGCGACAAUUCAGUCGGCCCGCAUGUGA
Messenger RNA from Trypanosoma grayi, 2874 nucleotides. Its product is annotated as 3-hydroxyacyl-CoA dehydrogenase. Gene Ontology annotation, biological process: fatty acid beta-oxidation. Lineage: Eukaryota; Euglenozoa; Kinetoplastea; Trypanosomatida; Trypanosomatidae. Gene Ontology annotation, molecular function: enoyl-CoA hydratase activity; long-chain (3S)-3-hydroxyacyl-CoA dehydrogenase (NAD+) activity. Bases 1 to 2874 code for a protein of 957 amino acids. The transcript has a single exon. Gene Ontology annotation, cellular component: mitochondrial fatty acid beta-oxidation multienzyme complex. The record is from RefSeq and is a predicted model, not a curated record.